AUGGCAACUCACACCUCUGAUGCGGCCAUCCACGCUAAGAUAACAGAUGGAGGAUUGGGCAUCCCGGAGCUUAAGAGAGUGGUGCCUCUGAUCCUUCUUAAAAGGAUCACUCCUUUUGGAGACUGGCGACGACGUGGUUUCUUGUGUUCUGCAGUCAGACCGAAGUCUAGCGUUACUUCCUUCCUCGCUAAUUUUUGGAUGGCGGCGGUUGGUGGGUUCCUUUGGUAG
This is a messenger RNA of Acanthoscelides obtectus, 228 nucleotides long. The record is from the annotation of a GenBank genome assembly. Lineage: Eukaryota; Metazoa; Arthropoda; Insecta; Coleoptera; Chrysomelidae.